AUGUCUUCCGACCUUAAGAACGUCACACAAACCUCAGACUUUGAGGUCGAUUCCGAUGACACUCACUACCCUUCUCACGCACGUCUUCUCAAGGGAGUUGACGCCGCGAGAGUCAGUUUGACGGUUGUGGCCCUCCUUAUGGGCAUCACCAUCCUUGGUACAUCGGCAGAUGCCCUGGCCGUCUACGAUGCCACCCAUGUACCGGCCGGCUUCAUGCUUCCGCUGUGGCCGGACGCCUUCGACUUGCGUCCAACAGUAGCACUUGUCGUUGGGAGCUCCAUUCUCAUAAUUGUCAAUCUUGUCUCUCUCCUUUUCAGUCGAGUCCAAAGUCUGCGUAACCGAACUCUCGUCCAUAACUCAUUGGCUGUGGCCGCCCCAUUGGUUGGGCUGGUGGCAUCGAUCAUUGCCAUGUCCUUCUUCUACAGCAUCAACGCGUCGAUCACGGUCGACACACUGCAGAGCUGGAGCUGCCGCUGGUCCAAUGUUGCGAUGAUGACGAGGCCGCACUUCGGCACCCUCUGCAAGCAAAGUAAGGCGGGCCUCUACCUGUCCAUCCUGCUGAUCCCGAUCGAGGCCAUCAUCGUGGGAAUGGGCGGCUAUCAGAUGAUGCUCGAGCGAAACGUCAGCAAGACCAACAGAGUGGUACUGGAGGAGCGCAAGUCUGGCAGCCCAGUGCCUUCGUCAGUCCGCGAUGUCGAGGGUGAUCACCACUAG
Messenger RNA from Colletotrichum phormii, 714 nucleotides. RefSeq lists its product as uncharacterized. The transcript has 2 exons. The record is from RefSeq and is a predicted model, not a curated record. Lineage: Eukaryota; Fungi; Ascomycota; Sordariomycetes; Glomerellales; Glomerellaceae. Bases 1 to 714 code for a protein of 237 amino acids.